AUGUUCGCCUCAAACCCCACUCCUCUCCCGUCUUUAGAGCGAUCGGUAUGGGCCAAAACGAGAAACGACCAGGACGUUGACAUCUCAUUAAGAAUUUCUGCCGUCGGAUACACCCACCACCGUCGAUUGCUUGCCAAGUGUCAUAUCCAGUCCUCGUCAGAUGGAGAUCGCGAUUAUCUAGGCUUGUUCUUAUCUUCAAACUUAUCGUUCUCGUGUCCAUUUUUCCCUUACCAAAGCGUCUCUUUCUCUGCAAAUUGUUCUCAGUUCAAGAACUUCAAAAGGUGCACCUUUUCAAACGUAUGUGCAUAUUAA
Lactuca virosa is the source of this 312-nucleotide messenger RNA. The record is from the annotation of a GenBank genome assembly. NCBI's taxonomy places the organism in Eukaryota, Viridiplantae, Streptophyta, Magnoliopsida, Asterales, Asteraceae.